Messenger RNA from Brenthis ino (lesser marbled fritillary), 606 nucleotides. The record is from the annotation of a GenBank genome assembly. Lineage: Eukaryota; Metazoa; Arthropoda; Insecta; Lepidoptera; Nymphalidae.
AUGUCUUUGUUGAAUAAUAUUGGAAUAACAUUUUUUUCCACAAGUUUAAUUCUGUGUAUUAUAUUAUGCACCGACAAUUACGUACUCGCAAAAGAGAAUGAGGCCGAAAGUAUAUCAAAAAUUGGUCAAGGAGUCGGCCACAUUAUGAAUAUUUAUUAUUGUUAUUCUUGUGGCUACAGAAAAGUAUUUGAUGAUUAUGCUGCAAUAAUACAACAGAAAUAUCCACAAAUCUCAGUCUUGGGCGAAAAUUACGAUCCUCCAGGCCUAAAUAUGUAUCUUUCUAGAAUUAUUGGAUUUGGAAAGAUGAUUUUAAUAAUGUGUAUAUUGAGCGGAGUCAAUAUUUUUGCUUGGUUAAAUAAACCUCAACCAGCCUGGUGGUCCUGGUGCCUUGAAAAUAAAUUAUAUGCUUGUAUGAUGAUGUUCUUUUUAGCAAAUAUGAUAGAGGGGCAUUUGGUUUCAUCAGGUGCAUUUGAAAUCUCACUUGAUAACAUUCCAUUAUGGUCCAAGUUGGAAACUGGACGAAUCCCUCAACCACCAGAAUUAUUUCAAAUCAUAGAAAAUACUUUACAGUUUUCAAAGAUGGAAAUGUCUAACAAUUUUGCAGAG